AUGAACACCAAGCAAGCCAAGCGCGAAGAAAAGAUCCUCGCCAAGGAAGCCAAGGCUGACGACAAGCAGCUCAAGUCUGCCAAAAUCUAG
Ustilago hordei is the source of this 90-nucleotide messenger RNA. RefSeq lists its product as uncharacterized. The record is from RefSeq and is a predicted model, not a curated record. NCBI's taxonomy places the organism in Eukaryota, Fungi, Basidiomycota, Ustilaginomycetes, Ustilaginales, Ustilaginaceae. The transcript has a single exon. Bases 1 to 90 code for a protein of 29 amino acids.